This is a messenger RNA of Cooperia oncophora, 270 nucleotides long. The record is from the annotation of a GenBank genome assembly. Lineage: Eukaryota; Metazoa; Nematoda; Chromadorea; Rhabditida; Trichostrongylidae.
AUGCCUAUAGCGUGCACUGGAGUACAAUCCAGUAGAACGUCAAGUCGCCGUUCUCCUAUUCUCAUAUUCCGCUGUCGCCAACUAUGGGAUAUCGGUGGUCAACCUCGAUUCCGAUCGAUGUGGGAGCGGUACUGUCGUGGAGUAAACGCAAUUGUGUUUAUGGUUGACGCUGCGGACGAGGACAAGUUGGAGUCAUUUCGUGCAAAAAUCAACUCGCCCCUGCCUCCCGACCCUAGCUUUUCUAUGGCUUAUCACGUGAAGAGUGUUUGA